AAGCAGCUCUUUCACUUGUGACUAUCCUGGUUCUAACUCCUUUAGUCCUUUAGUCAUUACUCAUUUGCUCAAUGUUAGCUGACUGUUAAUUGGCAGUUGUUCGUUAAAUUUGUUAUUUUCUUCUUCUGCUCUUUAGUUGUUUUUGUAUACUAUCAAAUAAGAUUAAAAAUUAUAAACAUUAUUCUUUGUGACUAGUGUUUUACGAUCAAACCAUUUUACUUGUAUAGAUAAUACUUACUUUCAUAUUAUUGAGUUAUAUUAUCUGCAGUAUUGUUGCAAAUUUAUGUACAUUAAUUUGUUAUAUUGUCCAUUUACACUUAUUAUAAACCUGAAAAGAAGAUGUUCAACUUGCAAAGUGUUAUAGAUAAUUAGUUAUUAGUCUGUACUUUAAAUCAAUAAUGGAAUCGGUACAUUUGGGUCAGAAUACAAAAUCAAAUGUUGUUCAUUGUCCAUUCAACAUAUCCCACACAAUGCCACAGAAAACUCUUUUAUUACAUUUAACAAAAUGCCCAGACAAGAAACCAAAUCAAAGUAUAUGCACUUUUAAUAACCUCCAUGUGGUUCAUUCUUCAUUAAUAAAAGAACAUGAAGAACAGUGUCCAAACCGUUUGAAUUUUGAUCAAAUAUUAUACAAAACCACAGAUGAUAAGAUUGCGAUCACUUAUAAAGGUAAAGUGGAACCUUUUGAAGAUUCAACGUGGGAUGAUGACGAUUCAAACAUCAAUAAAAAAGCUCAAGGUGUUAGCGAAAACACAAUCAUAAACCAGACCGGAUAUUUUAUGAAACCGCAAUUGGGUCUUACAAAGUCAGAGCGCAAGAAAUUUCGUCAGAAAGCUCAACAAACUCUGUCAAAUGUUGACUUAUCAUAUAAUCCUAACUUGAAUAUAAAUGAUAGACAAAAUUCUAAAUCAAAUGCUGGCAAAUUAACUAAUCAAAGUGAUCAAAGUAUGAAUCGUGGAUUAUUUUUUGGAAAGAAACCAAACACUUAAUAUAUUUUUGAAUAUAAUUUAUUUUAUGUAUUGAUUUAUACUAAAUAUUAUUACAAUAUUAAUGUGUUUAUAUUUUUUACUUAAUAAAUUAUAAAUUUUGAAAUUAAGUACAUUAAAGUUGACACAUAUUGUGCCAGGCAUGGAUCCAAAAUUUCUAAUUCAUAAAAGGACCAAGGGGGGGUUUAAAAUUAAAGUAAAUAAUUAUUUAUAAUUAUUUUCAUCAACUUUUUUUUUGAGACUUAAAGAAGAAGGCUUUAUGUAGCUAUGCUAUUAAUGUAUCUAUUUUUUUACUAUUAUUGAUUAGUGAUUACUUAUAGUUAAAAAUAUUUUUUUUUUUGAUAUUAUAACAUAUUACAUUUAAUUGACUGUUGGACUAUUAUUACUGUGAUUCAAUAUUAUUGUAAGAUAUGUCUUAAAAAUAAAAUAUACAAUUUGUCAAGAUA
This is a messenger RNA of Rhopalosiphum maidis (corn leaf aphid), 1432 nucleotides long. Its product is annotated as gametocyte-specific factor 1 homolog. The record is from RefSeq and is a predicted model, not a curated record. The transcript has 6 exons. NCBI's taxonomy places the organism in Eukaryota, Metazoa, Arthropoda, Insecta, Hemiptera, Aphididae. Bases 399 to 989 code for a protein of 196 amino acids.